Molecule: messenger RNA, 5280 nt
Organism: Prunus persica (peach)
Lineage: Eukaryota; Viridiplantae; Streptophyta; Magnoliopsida; Rosales; Rosaceae
Product: disease resistance RPP13-like protein 4
Exons: 3
Coding region: 2844-4946 (700 amino acids)
Biological process (GO): defense response to other organism
Source: RefSeq, a predicted model, not a curated record
UAUUUUACAACACUGCUGCAAUUAUAUUUCCUCAGAAAGUUUAUUUCAUUUAUGGGAUAUUUUACAUAGACUUCACAGUUGACUCCUAGAAUGGCUGAGAUUGGCUGAGAAGUGGUCGUUCCAGAUCAACAGGAAAGCAGACUCUCACUAGUCCUUUGCACAGCUUGGUUCUUCAGUUUCCAGUCCACCGAAGCCAUCAGCAGAGAGCUGCAGUUGCUGUUACAAGUUUGAAUAAACAACAGAGAGGUGCAGAGAGAGAGAGUACUAUGGCUCAAGAAAUUGAACAUUAUCUAAUGGAAAAAUUCAAGAAAGUUCUUGAUGGGAAAGACAAAAGUAUCUCCAAAAUUCCCAGGUACAACCAAUUUCAAGAAAUAAAGUCUUUGCUUGUAGACAUUUUCAGCUCAUUCUCCCCUGUAGAUUCAUCCAUCAGGGACAAGCUUUACUACCUCAACAAUGUUGUCACUGAGUGCCAGAUGCUAACAAGAAAACACGGUUUCAAUUCUCCUGAGGAGCUACUCACCAUUAACAGAAUCAGAAGGGAGUUAAAUAAGAUCAAGAGGGAACUCAAGGCUACGAAAGAUAAACUACAACCUAACAAUGGUGUUUCAAGCUCACAGGACACGGAGACAAGCUCACGGGACACAGGGAUUUCGAGGUGGACUACUCAUGUAGUAGAUGAUUCCAAGGUUUAUGGAUUUGAUGAUAAUGUGGUGUCAAUGGAAAAGUUGCUUCUUGAAAAAGAAAGUCAUGAUCGGUUCAAGGCAGUAGGCAUUGUUGGUAGGGAAGGGAUAGGCAAAACAACACUUUGCCAAUUGAUAUUCAACAAACCAGAGGUGAAAAACAACUUCCUUCCAAGGAUCUGGGUGUGUAUGGCCAGACACCCGGAUGACAAUGAGGAUCCAAAACUAGCAAUUGUGAAAAGAAUGUUGAUGCAGCUUGGAGUUGAAAAGAAAAUGGUCAGUUUCAUUUUUAAUGAGAAGCGUGGCCUCGAAGGACUGCUAUGUGCUCUUCACCUGCAAUUGGUGGGGAAGAGGUAUCUGAUUGUGCUUGAUGAUGCUAGGGAGACCGACACAUGGUACGGAAAGUUGGAUUCUUGUCUGACUAGUGAUAAGAAAUGGGACGAUGGGUUUGCAUUCGGAUUGCCAAAAGGGAAUGGGGGUAGAGUCAUAGUCACAAGUAGGAAUGAAGAACUAGCAAAGAUGAUGGUUGGAGAAGAAAAUAUACAUCGCCUUUUGCCGCUUUCAGACCCUGAAAGCUGCUGGAAAAUAUUCGAAGACGCAGUUGAGAAUGAUCCGAUUCUAUUCUAUCCUUCAGACUUGGAAGAUCUGAAGUUGGAAAUCAAUCAAAAAUGUGGGGGCCUUCCAUUAGCAGCAAAAAUGAUGGGACAGGCAAUGCAUGAACAAGUUCCGAAGUAAUCCACGCAGUGGAAUCCAUAGGUAUCAAUAAUAGUAAUCUAAUGCUUCCCAAUUGUAUUUUGCUUUCGAAAUCUAUCAGGUUUUGAUCUAUUAAUCUAGAAAUAUAUCAUCAUAAUUAAGAGAUCAACUUUGAUCCUGCACUCAUGUUAAAUGAGUUUGUAAUUUUUCAUAGUUAACUUAUAUCCAAUGUUGAAAAGCAUGUACUUUGCAAAAUUUGCCUGAUUUAUAUGGAAACUGAAAAGCUGAACCCUUUUGGCGACUUCAAACAAAGCACCAAAAAGACCUUAAUUUGACUGACACUGAUUGCUCUGCUUCCAUACUGAAAGCAGUAGGUUGUGAUCCUUAUUUAGCAUUAUUUUUUAGGUUUUUUGUUUUGCUUCAAAUGUUGAAAUUAGACAAAUUCUAAAUUGAAUUAAAGGGUAAAACUCAAAUAAUAAAUUGAGAAUCUUGGGAAAUGCUUGAAAGGGAAGGUAUCUUACUUAUACCAACUACUUUGAACAAGUUUAAGUGUUUAACUCUCUUUUCCAUGCUACUGGUAGAGUUGGUUUGGAAUGUAGGAUGGGUUCAUGAUCAUAUACUGCAAUCUUUGUCAACCAUAUAUUCAUGGACUUUCUACAGUCAACACCUCCAGCUUCCAUACUCUGCACAGCACAUAACUGAUAAAUCCUAACAGGUGAGAACAUUUACAAAAUGCCUCACCAUUACAUGAGACAAAAUCCAUUCACAUGGUUCUCCCCAUUUCAGUCUCAUAUGGUUGGCCUUCUCAUUAGUUAGAGGUCAAAAAUGGCUUCCUCCCUGGAAUCGUGAAGAAGUGUAUAUGACUCGACCACCAGGUUCCGUUGACCCUUAUCGUACAUCCUCAUAUAUUUGUAAACUCCACAAAGCGACUUACAGCUUAAAGCAAGCACCAUGCACAUGGUUUCACAUCUUUAGCUCUUUCAUCAUCACCUAUGGUUUUCUUGAAAGCAAGCCCGAUGCUUCCAGGUUCACCUUUCACCGAGAUUCUCAAGUUAUGAUUCUUCUCAUAUACGUUGAUGCGAUAUUCAUCUCACAGGUAACACGCCUUCUCUGGUUCAUUCCUCUACUCACACAUGGGUGAAGGAGUAUUGAAAUUAAAGAUCUUCCACAGAGUGAUGCAUAUCUUCUGUAUGAUAUUUCCAUGAUUGUCCUUUAAAGUUGAUGUACAUCUUCCUCCCCAAGUAUCCAUUCAUCCAAUCAUUGGUGAAGGCCCCCACCAGUCCUAAGCCCCACAUGAAAAGCAGCCUCAACAAAGAGGGAGUAAAACUCACUCUCUCAGCAAAGAAUUGAUGCUUUCGUGCUAGCUUUUAAAGGUAUAUUUAUUAAUUUUGUUGGUUCUAAAUCACUGUGAUUGGAUUUGGAACAUUCUGUUACAAUUUGAAGAACAUCAAGGCCUCCUGAACUCAAGACAUGUCUGCGUCUACUCUCAAAUCCAACAAAAACUGCUUUGGGAACAUCAGAGGAGACAUCAUUCCCACUCUGAUUAACCACCUCAACAAAGCCAGAGACUCCCUCUCCGACGAUGAGAAGGACAUGGCUACUCAAAUCAAAAUGCUAUGCAAAGACCUCAUUUACAUUGCGCACGCUUUGACCGGACUCGAGAAUUUUGAAGAAAGGGCUAGUGAUCUUUUCGAGAUUCUCCUAAAACCGCAACACAGUCUCCAUGCCCCAACACAGACUCCCAUCCAUGAGUCCGAAGCUAAGAAAUUUCUGGAGGAGAAGCUUCGGGUGCACAGUAAGGUAAUCAUGAAACUAAAACUCCUAAUUCCGUCUCCUCACAAAUUGCUGUUGAACAAGGACAACCCUUUGGUUCUGCCCGACAUUGGCAAAGAGCCUGAUGGCCUGCCUGACUUACAUUUAAGUAAGGUGUUUAAGGAUAGCCCGGCUCUUAAAGAAUUUCGGGUUGUUUAUAAUAGUCUUAGUGUUAUUACAAAGCUCUGUUUGUUAUGUUUCGCUGCUAUUCCUGCCAAUGAGGCUAUAAAGAAGAGGGUUUUGGUACAUUGGUGGGUUGGAGAAGGGUUUGUGAACCCUCCUGUUGAUGGAGAAAAGACAGUGGAGGAAAUUGCUGAUGGUAUAUUUCAAGAGUUAACCAAGAAGGGCUGCAUUGAACCUGUUUAUAAGAAACGGAGAUCGGUUGUGCACAGUUUUAAAAUGGACCAUCUUAUUCGUUCUGCUGUAAUUGUGAUUGCCAAAGAGGUGAGAUUCUUUAAUUUUGAUGAUAAAGGGAAUCCCACAGCCAAUUUUUCAUCGCAUUCUUAUCGGGCUUGUUUGGUUUAUCGGGUGAAGGGCUCUCGUCAUCUGAUGGAGAAGAUGGCAAAUAAACCACAUGAUUUGGAUCAAAAUAUGGCAAAUAGACCACAUGAUUUAGAUCAAAAUAUGGAAAAUAGACCACAUGAUUUAGAUCCAAAAAUGCUGCAGACUGUAUUCAAUGUGAACGAGUCUUAUCCAGAUUUUUCCAAUGUGGACUGGUCUAAGUUGAGGAAUCUGAAGGUUCUUCAUCUUGGAAGGUGGCACAGCAGGGCUAAGCAUCACAUUGAAGUAGAAGACAUUGAAUUCUUAAGAGAGUUGAUCCAUUUGAGAAUUUUAAGUCUGCAAGGAAUAUCUACGAUUAUGAAACUUCCUGAUUCAGUAUGCAAGCUUCUUAGUUUGAGGAUCUUGGAUCUUGGAGCAUGUCCGAAUUUAGAGCUACUUCCAGAGACAAUAGGCUCACUUAAGAAUCUCACACACUUGGAUAUGUCUGAGUGUUACUUGCUGGAGCGCAUGCCUAAGGGGAUUGCCUUCCUUUCAGAACUCCAAGUUCUUAAAGGAUUCGUAGUUGGUGUUCAUGAUAAGAAUGUUACUUCAUGUACUUUUCAUGAUUUGUCAGCACUGAAGAAGUUGAGGAAAUUGUCAAUCCACACAAGUAGGGCGGAUUUUCCCCUAGAAGAUGAGCUCAUUGUUUUACAACAAUUUGGACGGCUUCGAAAGCUAACGAUAGAAUGGGGACGGUUAUCCCCCCAAGCCACCACUCAGGAUAGAGGCCAGCCAGAUAAUGUUGCUGCUCAACCCACGACAACAAGCACUCAACACAAUGCUGCACCACAGCCAGCAACACCACCAACUAUCACAAAAAAUCAUUCGUUCAGUAAACUGCCAGCAUUCAGAGGGGCGCUUAGGUCGACUGCUACCUUGGCGCCUAGGUCGGCUGCUACCUUGAAUCAGGAAUUAAAUCUAGAGAAACUGGACCUGCAGUGCUACCCUCAGAAGACAGCACCCAGUUGGUUGAGGCCUGGAAAUCUUAAGAGCCUAAAGAAACUCUACAUUAGAGGAGGAGAACUCCGAAAUCUUGGCGAAGUUCAGGAGAACGACAAGUGGGCAGUUGAGACACUGCGAUUGAAGUUCUUGAGUGAACUAGAGAUGGAUUGGAAAGAAAUCCCAGUUUCAUUUCCUGACUUGAUUUACUUGGAGAAAUUUAGAUGUCCUAGGCUCACUUUCUUCCCAUGCGAUGAGAGUGGAGUAUGGCUGAAACCCUGAAAUGGAACAAUGGAAUCAAAGCUACGGGAAAUCUUGGUAUGAUGCAUUCACACCAUUCAGCUCAAGUGAUCACAAUAUUGAACAAGGUUUGUCCAAUAAUAUACACUAAUUUUUUGUUCAGACGUCUUUCUUUUUGUUUUCAAUUACUUUUCCAUAGAAGAGGUUGUAAAAUUAUGUGAUAUGUCUUCUCAUGAGAUUUGGUUUACUUGUGUACAAUAAAUCUCAUGGAAACUUAUUGGCAAGAGUGAUGUUUUAUUAUUGGAGGAAACUAUUCUUUUCUUUAUUAUGUAUAUAAGAUGGACUCCACGUACCAUGUCUGCGCGAGCGCGUAUGU